AUGUAUCUUCGCGCCGUUCACGCCGAACCGUCCAUCUCAGCCUUGAAGGCCUUCCUCGCCACCAACCCCCUCGGCCUCCUCACCACCGCUCUCACCUCGUCAGACCCAACCAUCCACUUCCUCCAGACCAGCCACAUUCCCUGGGUCCUCGACGACCCCAAUCCUUCCGACUCCUCUCUACCCACUCUGCGCGGCCAUAUCGCACGCCAAAACCCUCACGCCAAAGUCUUUAUCGAACAUGCCGCCUCUGCCUCGCCAAAUACACCCUUCACCCUCUCACAAGAAGUGAUGGUGCUCUUCAAUGCACCACACCACUCCUACGUAACCCCUAAAUUCUACACAAAAUCAAAGCCUGAGAGCGGAAAAGUUGUCCCGACAUGGAACUACGCGUCAGCACAAGUCUACGGCACCGCAACAGUGUACACGGAUUCAAAAGCAGAGUCCACGAUCAAGUUCCUGGACAAACAAAUCAGGGAUUUGAGCAACAAGGCCGAGACUGAGGUUAUGGCACACGAGAAGCCAUGGAAAGUGGAAGAUGCACCGGAGAGAUAUAUCGAACUGUUGAGGAAGAAUAUUAUUGGGAUUGAGAUCAAAGUGACCAGUUUGGGCGGAAAGUACAAGAUGAGUCAGGAGAUGGGGGAGGAGGAUCGAGAGGGUGUGGCUCAAGGUUUUGAGGGUAUGCAGACCGAAACUGGAGAUUGGAUCGCAAAGACGGUCAGAGAACGUGGUUCGCGAAAGUAA
Molecule: messenger RNA, 741 nt
Organism: Aureobasidium namibiae CBS 147.97
Lineage: Eukaryota; Fungi; Ascomycota; Dothideomycetes; Dothideales; Saccotheciaceae
Exons: 1
Coding region: 1-741 (246 amino acids)
Source: RefSeq, a predicted model, not a curated record